Molecule: messenger RNA, 1005 nt
Organism: Guillardia theta CCMP2712
Lineage: Eukaryota; Cryptophyceae; Pyrenomonadales; Geminigeraceae
Exons: 2
Coding region: 1-1005 (334 amino acids)
Source: RefSeq, a predicted model, not a curated record
AUGAAGUUGCGACAAGUGCUGAACAAGUUAAAGAAGGGAGAAGACCACGAUUCUUUGAACUCUGUACCGGGGGCCAUGUUUACAGCCGUGAGAGAAUUCUCCAACGAAAGUCAAGCUGAUGAAGUCAUCAACAACGCGUUUGAACCGCUCCAGGCCUGGAUCGACAAAGCAGACGAAGAAGAAAAGCGAGAACACCCAGGGGAAAACGCAAACGAGGAGCAGCGGAAGGAGAAGAGGAAGUUUACGACGAAGAAGGACAAGGCGGAGAAGGACAAGGCGGAGGAGGAGAACGCAGCAGCGGCGGCAGAGGAGGAACAAGACGUAGAAGCGCAGGAAGAGAAGGAAGCAGAAGCGAUGGCGAGGAAACAACUUCGAUCCCUCUGUGACAACCUUGUCAAGCGGGGAAUCGUGCAGUUGCCUGUUCUCAGCUGGAAGCAAGCGGAGGGGGCGGUCAAGGAGGGCUCAGUCUUCGCACAGUCCGAGAGGCACGCGAUGCAGAUCGCCGGGUUCUUGUUCUCCAUGUACGAAGUGAAAUACUGGUGGUUCGAGGUGCUGGAGCUGAUGCGGCGUCUGCUCACCUGCAUCAUCAUCAGCUUCUUCUUCACCGGCACCAUCUUCCAGGUCGUUGUGGGUCUCAUGCUCUUGUUCUUGUCUUUGGCAGCUCACAGUAGCCUCAAACCCUUCCAAGACAUUUCGCAAGACAAUAUGAUGUUCUAUGGCCUCAUCGCCAACUUUGCCACGCUGCUGUAUGGAAUCAGUUUAAGGCUGAUGGAGGUCAGCGAGCUUCGUAUCGAUUCAACGACGUACGAGCUUGACCUGGUUCAAAUUCUUCUAGUCGCCGCAAACAUCUUCGUCCUUGUCUUCCCAAUCACCCAGACACUCCUUGACCUUGUCAAUGAGCUAGACUCAAAGUGGUUAGACAGAAUGGAGCAGCAAGUCGACAAGGCCCUGUCAAGGAUAGCGCACAAUUGUCCACACCCAGGACACAGGAGGAGGACGAAGUAG